Molecule: messenger RNA, 426 nt
Organism: Drosophila innubila
Lineage: Eukaryota; Metazoa; Arthropoda; Insecta; Diptera; Drosophilidae
Gene: Spase12
Product: signal peptidase complex subunit 1
Exons: 3
Coding region: 83-376 (97 amino acids)
Biological process (GO): protein targeting to ER
Cellular component (GO): endoplasmic reticulum membrane; signal peptidase complex
Source: RefSeq, a predicted model, not a curated record
CUUGCACCUGGUGUCAGACUGCUGACGUGCCGCAACCAAAAUUGUUUACGGGACAAGUACGAAAAUCGUCAGAAAUCUCAAAAUGUUCGAUAUACAAACGCAUAUGGACUUUGUGGGCCAGGCCAAAGCAGAGCGCUGGUCGCGUCUCAUUAUAACGUUCUUUGGAGUCAUUGGACUCGUCUAUGGAGCAUUUGUCCAACAGUUCUCGCAAACCGUUUACAUACUGGGCGUUGGGUUCCUGCUUUCCUCUCUGAUUACCAUUCCCCCGUGGCCUUUUUAUCGCAGCAAUCCUCUGAAAUGGCAGAAGCCGGUGAAUACCGAGCAGAAGACACAGGCUGGCGAUUCAGGAGACGAGGGAAAGAAGAAGAAGAAGUAAAAGUAACUUUGAGUUUUAUUCCACUUUAAAAUAAAUUAACAAAACUUAAA